CGUGCGUGAGGAGCUCGAGCGCACUACGCAGAAUGCGCAAAGAGCGCGGAGAGCGCAGUGAGUGAGAACGGCAGGUGGGUCCAAUCAACGUUACUGCUCAUGACCGAUGGUGUGCGCGUGUGAUGAUGAAUUCCUCUGCUCUCUCUCUCCCCCCUCUCCUCUCUCUCUCUCUCCCUCUCUCUCUCCCCAUUGUCUCCUUAAACAAGUGCAGGGUUUGGAGAUAUUUCCACCAGUAAAAUCAGCCGCGCUCGUCACGACGGAGCACUUUCCAAACAUCGCCUCCACGUCUCUCUUCUCCGCGCACGUCCCCGGGUUGCGGAUGGUCUAAUAUUCCUGGGAGGGGGGGGAAACAAUCUCACUCCUGGAGGACAGAGAUUUUUUUUGUGGAGGUAGGGGGGGAGAGAAAGGAGAAGAAGAAGAAGAAGGAGGAAAAUAAAAACUGCUGAGCUCCGCAAGGAAGUUGCCCGAGGCGGACUGAAGACUCCGGCUGGAGACGGAGCUUCUUUUUCUCACCUUUCUUCACACACACACACACACACACACACACACAGCCGGAUGGAUUUGAUCUCGUGAGGCUCUGCCGAGGAUGUGACUUGUGGAUUACAGGUUCUACGCUCCAACCAGGUUUCUCCAUCAUCGGUUUCUAGUUCUGCCCAAAAGAAAAUCUCUGGAAUAUGAUUCACUCUUGGGGCUCGGCCAGCUCCACGCCCGGGGUCCUUUACCCCUCCAUUUGGUCUUGAAUAGGAACUCUCUAGCAUCUUGGAAUUCUUACAUCUAAAAACCCUCCUCAAGAUCACCUUUGUAAUUCUUGUUUUUUGUGAUCAUGGAGCCUCAGUGUAACCCAGCUUCCCCCCGACAGUCUAGCUCGGUCAUCUUCGUGCUUGUGGCUGCAUUCUCCACUUGCCUCCAACUGGCCUCCCCUCAGCGGAUCCCCACAGACCCGCAGGCGGCACCCGAGUACGCCCACUCCAUCCGUCUCGACGGGGACAUCAUCCUUGGAGGAUUAUUCCCCGUCCACUCCCGCGGCGACCGCGGCACGCCCUGCGGGGAGCUGAAAAAGGAGAAGGGCAUCCACCGUUUGGAGGCCAUGAUGUUCGCUAUCGACCUGAUCAACAAGGAUCCCGAGCUGCUGCCCAACAUCACGCUGGGGGCCCGGAUCUUGGAUACCUGCUCCAGGGACACGUACGCUCUGGAGCAGUCCCUGACUUUUGUGCAAGCCUUGAUCGAGAGGGACGGCUCGGAUGUUCGCUGCGCUAAUGGGGACCCUCCCAUCUUCACCAAGCCGGAUAAAAUCGUUGGCGUGAUUGGAGCCGCGGCCAGCUCGGUGUCCAUCAUGGUGGCGAACAUCCUGCGACUCUUCAAGAUCCCCCAGAUCAGCUACGCCUCCACAGCUCCGGAGCUGAGCGACAACACUCGCUACGACUUCUUCUCCCGCGUUGUGCCCCCGGACUCAUACCAGGCGCAGGCCAUGAUGGACAUCGUCACAGCCAUGGAGUGGAACUACGUGUCCACGCUUGCCUCAGAGGGCAACUACGGAGAGAGCGGCGUCGAGGCCUUCAUACAGAUCUCCAGGGAAACUGGUGGCGUGUGUAUUGCCCAGUCCUUGAAGAUCCCUCGGGAGCCGAGACCAGGGGAGUUCGACAAGAUCAUCAGACGUCUCCUUGAGACCUCCAAUGCCAGGGCCAUCAUCAUGUUCGCUAAUGAGGACGACAUACGACGAGUUCUGAAUGCCGCUAAAAGGAACAACCAGACGGGUCACUUCCUGUGGGUGGGUUCAGACAGCUGGGGGUCCAAAAUCUCUCCCGUGCUUGACCAGGAGAGAGUGGCCGAAGGUGCCAUCACCAUACUCCCCAAGCGAGCUUCUGUGGAUGCGUUUGACCGGUACUUCCGCAGCCGCUCGCUCUCCAACAACAGGAGGAAUGUCUGGUUUGCCGAAUUCUGGGAGGAGAACUUUAACUGUAAGCUGGGGAUGCACGGCAAGCGGCCAGGCAGCCUGAAAAAAUGCACAGGCCUAGAAAAAGUAGGACGGGACUCCAGCUACGAGCAAGAGGGGAAGGUUCAGUUUGUGAUGGACGCCGUGUACGCCAUGGCUCAUGCUUUGCACCGCAUGCACCGCGAGCUCUGCUACGGCUACCCGGGCUUGUGCCCACGCAUGGCCAGCAGCAUAGAUGGGAAAGAGCUUCUCAGCCACAUCCGUGCUGUCAACUUCAACGGAAGUGCCGGCACGCCAGUGGUUUUCAAUGAGAAUGGAGAUGCUCCGGGGAGAUAUGAUAUCUUCCAGUACCAGAUUACCAACAGAUCUACGGCAGAGUACAGAGUCAUCGGCUCCUGGACCAAUAAGCUUCACCUCAAAGUGGAGGCCAUGCGUUGGAGGAGAGGUGACCCGUCUCUCCCGGCAUCUGUGUGCAGCAUCCCCUGUCAAGCAGGUGAAAGGAAGAAGGUGGUGAAAGGCGUGCCGUGCUGCUGGCACUGCGAGCGCUGUGAGGGAUACCACUAUCAGGCUUCUGAGUUCACCUGCGAGUUGUGUCCGUACGAGAUGCGACCCGACACCAACCGCACCGGCUGCGUGCCCAUCCCAAUCAUCAAGCUGGAGUGGCACUCCCCCUGGGCCGUCGUCCCCGUCUUCAUUUCCAUGAUGGGCAUCAUCGCCACCUCGUUCGUCAUCGUCACCUUCGUCCGCUACAACGACACGCCCAUCGUGCGGGCGUCGGGCCGCGAGAUGAGCUACGUGCUGCUGACGGGCAUCUUCCUGUGCUACGCCAUCACGUUCUUGAUGAUCGCGACGCCGGACGUGGGCGUGUGCUCGUUCAGGAGGAUUUUCCUCGGCUUGGGGAUGUGUUUCAGCUACGCCGCGCUGCUCACCAAGACCAACAGGAUACACCGCAUAUUUGAACAAGGGAAGAAGUCUGUGACAGCACCCAGGUUCAUCUCCCCUGCCUCCCAGCUCGUCAUCACCUUCUCCUUGAUCUCAGUUCAGCUACUAGGAGUCUUCGUCUGGUUCGCGGUGGAUCCCCCGCACACUGUUGUGGACUACGGCGAGCAGCGCACCCAGGACCCCAUGUCGGCACGCGGCGUCCUCAAGUGCGACAUCUCGGAUCUGUCCCUCAUCUGCUCCCUGGGCUACUCCAUCCUGCUGAUGGUGACAUGCACAGUGUACGCCAUCAAGACGCGGGGGGUGCCCGAGACCUUCAACGAGGCCAAGCCCAUCGGAUUCACCAUGUACACCACGUGUAUCAUCUGGCUGGCGUUCAUACCCAUCUUCUUUGGCACAUCGCAGUCUGCAGAGAGGAUGUAUAUCCAAACCACCACACUGACUAUCUCCCUCAGCCUGUCUGCCUCUGUGUCUCUGGGGAUGCUCUACAUGCCCAAAGUCUACAUCAUCCUCUUCCACCCCGAGCAGAACGUACCUAAACGAAAACGCAGCUUCAAGGCAAUUGUGACGGCUGCGACCAUGUCGGGAAAACUGACUCAGAAGGGAGGAGACCGGCCCAACGGGGAGGUGAAGACUGAACUAUGUGAGAGCAUGGAGACCAACAAGCUCUGAAGUUUUGUUGCAUCCACUUCAAAGCUUUAGUUUGUUUUGAGUCGGUUCUCUGGCGACUGCCGUGCGACUGCACUGUCGGCUGUGUCAGGUUGUUGAUUGCAUGUGCAUGUGCGGCUUUCCUUUGUGCAAGCCUGCAUCAAUCUAUUUCAAUCUAGCAUGAUCGUGUCCGUGUGUCAGUUGGUCUCCGUGGCUGCGUUUGCACGCUUGUCUUUGUCUGUAAUCAACUAUGCCUCAGCAUGUUUACAGUCUAACUCGUGCUCAACGUGUGUCUGAGCUGUUUGUAGAGUCUGUCCGUUACACUGGUGCAUCGGACGAACACUUCAUUAUUUUUUGUCAGCACCUUAUUAUGAUCAGUGAAAGACGCAGGUCACAGUUCACUCAUUUAGUCAAUAUUUAAACUGCCAAGUUAGCUCCUCAUAUACUUCACUGUUCAAAAAAAGUUUACACAUUAAUGAGUUCCACAACAAUUUAUUUAUUCAGUGUAACAUUAAGAGUCCACAUUUUUUAUCAUUUGGCAAAAAUCUCUCAAAAGUCUGAAAUAAAUUGAAAAGAAAAAGAAAAGAGUUAUUUCUUUGAUAUUUAUUCUUUUUUAUCGAGGGCCUCUUUCCAUUAUUCUACCAGUGUGACAGCAAAUAAGAGGCAGAACAGAAAAAAAAGUGUAACAUUAGUGCAGUUAGAAGCCUGCGGUUGCUGCAAAAACAUUGACAUUUACCAAGGAAUGCUUGAGGGAACACAAGACAUAAUGGGUUUGGCAAAAAAGUCUAACAACUCAGGUGGACCGUAGUUGUGACACUGUUACAUGACCAUCUGUAGCAAAAAUCUGUUCUCAACUACACUUUCUUCUGUUUUUAUCCCUGUUUUUCCCCCCUCCACCCCUCCGAUGUGUCUCCUUUUAUAUUUUGCAUCUCAUUCUUGUGCUCAUUUUCACUCCACUCCUCUUUUCUCACCUACAUAUUGUCACUCAUUCCUUCUCCCCCCCCGCAUCAUCUUCCUCCUCCAUGAAUAAAUCUUCUUUUCACACCUUCCUCCCCCUCCGCUCCUCCUCCUCUCCCAAUGUCCCACCCCGUUUCCAUCUUGACUCAGUUUCAUCAACUAAGACGACAUAUGUCAGUUACAGCAAUCAGGCCAUCUGAAAGGACAACUGAAGAGCGAGAAGGGGAUUGGACAGAAAAUGGGGGCGUGUCUUUGGGGCAGUGCCAGGCAAAAGAAGAAGCUCUUGUUUGACGGAGAUUGUUUGGAAAAACUGAUGCACAGGCAGAGCGCCCAAUGGAAUCCAAGCAUGAGACAUUUUGUAUUGUUCAGCAUCAAACCACAGAGAGUUGGGACCACAUCAACAGCCAGUCAGUGUGCCUGCUUUCCCGCUGUUCACAGCUCAUUGGUCCUACCAUGAACUCACCUGUUAAAAAAGAAAAAAGUAAAAAGAGACAACACGAAAAAAGACAUACCAUAGGACACUGUGGCGGACAGUGUAACUAUUAAACUCUACAAACGUUAAAAAAAAGAAGAAAAAAAACUACUUUAAAAAAAAAAGAAAAAGAAAACACAUUUACAUGUUAUAUCCAAAAGGACAAAGGUAGGGCCGGGAAAGAGAUUUAACAGAUUCAAUUUUAAAAAGAUAUUUAAAAAGAGAAAUGUAAGAGAAAAUCUAUGAGAUUCAAACAUGUUUGUUGUUACUCUCUACUUGUAAGUAUUUUUGUGGUCGUGACGAUUUUUUCAUUCUUGUCUCACCGUUGUCUGAUGGAUCGCCCUUGCAUAAUGAGAUGAGUGUUUCCUCCUGCUGUCUCGGCUAACCGGGUCGUAGCCUUGGGUUGUGAACCUGUAAAAUGCCAUGGUUGAAGCAUGCCAGUUUUUUAUACAAAUAUGGAGAUUUAUUUAUAAUAAAGGAAUGUUUUGCAAAUGUGUA
This is a messenger RNA of Solea solea (common sole), 5447 nucleotides long. RefSeq names its product glutamate receptor, metabotropic 8a (gene grm8a). Gene Ontology annotation, molecular function: group III metabotropic glutamate receptor activity. Gene Ontology annotation, cellular component: membrane. NCBI's taxonomy places the organism in Eukaryota, Metazoa, Chordata, Actinopteri, Pleuronectiformes, Soleidae. Bases 824 to 3544 code for a protein of 906 amino acids. The transcript has 14 exons. The record is from RefSeq and is a predicted model, not a curated record. Gene Ontology annotation, biological process: regulation of synaptic transmission, glutamatergic; G protein-coupled glutamate receptor signaling pathway.